Molecule: messenger RNA, 2210 nt
Organism: Varanus komodoensis (Komodo dragon)
Lineage: Eukaryota; Metazoa; Chordata; Lepidosauria; Squamata; Varanidae
Gene: URI1
Product: URI1 prefoldin like chaperone
Exons: 11
Coding region: 45-1565 (506 amino acids)
Biological process (GO): negative regulation of phosphatase activity; negative regulation of transcription by RNA polymerase II
Molecular function (GO): chromatin binding; transcription corepressor activity; phosphatase inhibitor activity
Source: RefSeq, a predicted model, not a curated record
CGCCCUCCGCCCGCGCGCGCCCUCCGCCGUUCCCCGCGAGGCUCAUGGAGGGCGCCGCCCGGGCCCCGCCGCUCAGCAGCACCCAGCUGGGGCGCCUGCGGGACGAGCACGGCAAGGUGGUCACUAGCUGCCAAGAAAAAAUUCAGCACUGGAAGAAGGUAGAGAGUGACUAUGGAGCUCUUCAAGAACGACUUAGUACACUGCCUGAUAAACUAUCUUACGAUGUUAUGGUACCUUUUGGUCCCCUUGCUUUCAUGCCGGGAAGACUGGUUCAUACCAAUGAGAUCACAGUUCUUCUCGGGGACAACUGGUUUGCAAAAUGUUCAGCGAAGCAGGCCAUUGAUCUAGUGGAACACAGGAAAAAACAUGUAAGGAAAACACAGGAAGAUUUGCAAAAAGUUAUGAAGAAUUUUGAAUCCAGAGCUGAGUUCACGGAAGAUUUGCAGAAGAUGAGUGAUGCAGCUGGCGAUUUUGUUGAUAUAAGAGAAGUCACUGAAAGUAAUGACACUGAAACAAAAGGAAAGCGCAGAAUUGCUCACAAACCUCAUUCAAAACCAAAAACCUUUGCUUUUGAGGCAAAUCUUCAAGAAAAUGGGACUGUUGAAAAAUCCAGUGGGGACUCGAAAUCAGAGGAAGAGCUUUGGGCCAGACUUGAUGAACUUGAGAGGCAAGAAGAGAUCCUUGGUGAACUAGAAAGGACUUCUGAUACGGUUCAGGCAAACGGACAAGACCCUUCCUCCUCUGAAGAAGAGAGAGAAGGAAAGAAGACAGAUGUGAAUGUAGUUCAUGGGGAAGAAGAACCUAAUACUCAGGGCAACUUUAAAAAAGAAGUAACCAACUCUGAAUUGUUCAGAUGUCAGGAUAAUGGCCCAAAUCAUUAUUGCAGCGAUGAAGAAGAUGAUUUAGCCAUUGCCGAGAAUGGUGUACCAACAAUAUAUUUCUCACAUACUGUGGAACCUAAAAGGGUACGAAUAAACACGGGAAAAAAUACUACUUUAAAAUUCAGUGAAAAGAAAGAAGAGGCAAAGCGCAAGCGGAAGAAUAGCAACGGCAAUGGGCACUCAGCUACGGAACUGCCCAGUAUCAAAACACCAGCAGACAUUUACCGAAUCUUUGUUGAUGUUGUGAAUGGAGAAUAUGUCCCUCGUAAAUCAAUUCUGAAGUCUCGAAGCCGGGAGAAUAGUGUUUGUAGUGAUACCAGUGAGAGCAGCACUGCCGAGUUCGAUGACAGACGAGGAAUUCUGAGAAGCGUGAGCUAUGAUGAAGCAACCUACAGUGAUAACAGCGAAGGGAUCUUGGAGGAGGAGGAGGAAGAGGAGCAGGAGCAUCUUUCCAAGGCUGCACCCUCAUCAGGAGCAUAUGAGGCUUUCUCGGGAACUGUUGUUGAGAAAGAACCUUUGUCUCCCGCUUCAGCGCCACACCCAGUAAUUGCCUAUCCUGUCCUUCCCACCAUUCUGGAGCGAAAAUCUGAAGAAGUUUUGUCUGAACCUUCAGAAGAGGCCACAAAGCGGGUUUCAAAAUUCAAAGCUGCCAGAAUGCAACAGAAAAGCCUAGGUCAUAUGUAGACAAUGGAAGUUUUGGAUUUUCAUGUGUAGUGGCACAGUAUGUAAGAUGGCUUCCAUCUAGCUAAUAAAACGGCAGACUGUGUUGAGUUGAUAUUGUUCAUGUUUAGACCUCUUGUUGAUGGUAUUUCUUUAAAAAAAAAAAUCUGUGAGCAAAAACUUCAAAAUUCUCCUUAUUUUCUUAAUAUCCCUGUAUGCAGUCAGCACCUUUGUACAUGUUUGCCUUAUGAUAACAGCACUUGGAAUAAUUUUCAAAAGAAUAAUCUUCAUAACGCUUUGUGUGUGUGUGUGUUUAAAUCUCAAUACAGGCAGUUUUGUACCAGAUGUGAUGUUCUACGUACCAUAUGGAUCGUUUGAAAGUAACUCUGCAACUUUCAAAUAGAGCCAACAAUUAUAUUUCAUGAUUUGCUUUAGCAUUUUAAGACUCUCUUGUAUCCCCCAUUGUUUUGUAGGGUUUCCUUUUAGGUGUCUGUGCUGACUAAUCAUUUCUUUCCUACUAGCAUAAAACCCCUGAUAACUUGUAUACAAUUGAUGAAACAGAAUGCUGUGUUCACCCACUUUGCAGGGAAGUUUCUUUGAUGGAACCCCUCACCCUUCCCCAGUAUUUUGUAAAAUUAAACUUUUCAAGUAAAAAGAAAAUAUCAGAAA